UGGAAUUUGAAAGCUGCUUUUGUUGUGUGGGUACCAGCAGUUUGGAUCAAUAUGAUUAAUUUCCAUUGUGUUCCACAGAAGGAAGUCAGUCGGGUCUGGAACAACAUGAGGGUUCGCAAAUUGGCCUUUGAAUUAGCUACUUUCCAUGGAUUACCUUGUCCAGUGGAGUGGGCAAACAAUGGCAUGGCAGGAGAAAGCUGGUUCACCAACUUCAUGCGAAGGGACCAGAAUCUCUCCGUUAGGAGACCUCAAGCUACAAGUUUAACCAGAUCAACUAGUUUUAAUGAAAAAAAUGUGGAGACCUUCAACAAUCUGGCCACAGUCUAUAGAAGGUAUGGCUUUGAAUCCAAAGACAUUUGGAAUGUCGACGAGACAGGUCUCACGAUUGUCCAAAAACCUGGCCUUCUUGUUUCCACAAAGGGAGAACGAAGAGUCGGUAGUGUGACAUCAGCUGAGAGGGGAGCCCUUAUCACCAUGGCACUCACAUCACAAAGUCCUGCUCCUGCAAUCACUGGACAAGACUGUGUAUGGGCCACUGAAAAAAAACACUUCAGCUGUGAGAUGGACAAGUGGCACUGGAAGAAUCCAGGAGAAACACUCACUCUCUAUGACCUGCCACAAUUGCUCAACAACAUCUUGCUGAUGGGAGCAUCACCACAAAAUGUCAAGAAGGGGUUUAGGAGUACUGGGAUCUGGCCAUUCAACCCAGAUAUCUUCAGUAAAGAUUACUUUCUUCCAGCUUCAGUGACUGACAGACCACCUCCAGAUGAAUCUCUUCCUGGGCUGUCCACCUCCACCUUCACAUCUGCUCCUGAGCCGUCCACCUCCACCUUCACAUCUGCUCCUGCGCCGUCCACCUCCACCUUCAUAUCUGCUCCUGAGCCGUCCACCUCCACCAUCACAUCUGCUCCUGGGCCGUCCACCUCCACCUUCAUAUCUGCUCCUGGGCCGUCCACCUUCAUAUCUCCUCCUGGGCCGUCCACUGGUGCCCUGGCUCUUCCUGAGCCAACAAUGACCGUAAAUUCAGAUGGUCUUCAGGAAGUAACCCUCACUUUAGUUCCUGUUCCUCUGUCACUGCAAGAGGAGGAAGUCACCACCACUAAAGAGAAUGUUCCAGUUUUUUGUCCUGAAAUAAUCAAGCCCUACCCGAAAGCUGGCCCCAGAAAGUCCCAUGGUUAGCGUCGGAGGAAAAGAACCAGUCAUAUUCUCACUGAUACCCCUGUAAAGGAGGACCUUGAAGAGGAGAGAAGGCCCUCCUUAAAAGUGAAAAGAAAGA
Sinocyclocheilus rhinocerous is the source of this 1276-nucleotide messenger RNA. RefSeq lists its product as uncharacterized. Bases 52 to 1179 code for a protein of 375 amino acids. The record is from RefSeq and is a predicted model, not a curated record. NCBI's taxonomy places the organism in Eukaryota, Metazoa, Chordata, Actinopteri, Cypriniformes, Cyprinidae. The transcript is spliced from 3 exons.